This is a messenger RNA of Penicillium chermesinum, 879 nucleotides long. RefSeq lists its product as uncharacterized. The coding region runs from base 1 to 879 and encodes 292 amino acids. The record is from RefSeq and is a predicted model, not a curated record. The transcript has a single exon. Lineage: Eukaryota; Fungi; Ascomycota; Eurotiomycetes; Eurotiales; Aspergillaceae.
AUGCUCCGGCGCCCGCCAACGAUGGUUUGGCUGCGCGAGGAGGAGGUCGAAAUUACUCUGCAAAGCGUCUUUGACAAGAACAAGGUGCUUAUUGCGCUAGGCCAACUGAAUCUCAACGAUCGAAGCCAAAUCCCUGUCGGCCAUUCAAUUGGCUCCUCGUCCGCCUCUUUCCAAUCCGGCCCUUCGCAUGGGGAUCUUGAUACGAUCCCCCACGCAUCAGUGCUGGGAUCUUCUUCUGCCUCUUACUACUCUACCUCGAUUUUCAACGAACAGCCUACCUCGGACGAAACGAUGGAAGAAGCUCCGUCUGUACGAACCUCUGUAGGAAAUAGCCUUGUCAACCCAGUGGAUACUACCGCCACUAUCACCCGUCUUCGCCAAGCAUCUGCUCGAACCCAGUAUCGAGUGACUCCGCUUCGCGAGCGUAAGCGGCCGCGUAUUGUUAUUAACUCAGUCAAUCUACCCCGCGAGCACCGUAAAGGUCGUGGGCAAAUCGGACAUCGGGGCCGUGACAAGGGUGAGUGUGAGCAAGGAGGGUCCAAUAGUCGGAUUAUGGAUGAUCAUCUCGCUAACCCAUAUUGCCUGGUAGAAAACUACCGACGCAACUCACAGAUCCGUGUCAGUGCGAGACCCACCGUCCAUGAUGAACAGCUGCUGUAUCCUACAUUCACCAACUCCCGCCUGUGGCCUGAUGCUAAGCCCAAUGUGAGCAAGGGCACGAAUUUGGCCCGAGAGUCGAACCUGGCGUCUUCAUCUUACGAGGUUACGAUGGCCGAUUCGUCAGCUAACACUUUCCAGGAUACUUUUCGCAUGAAGAAAGUCGAUGAGUACUUUUUACUGGGCGAGCCCAAGGGCGAUCGUGGAGAUGUUGUGUGGUAG